Molecule: messenger RNA, 3832 nt
Organism: Amorphotheca resinae ATCC 22711
Lineage: Eukaryota; Fungi; Ascomycota; Leotiomycetes; Helotiales; Amorphothecaceae
Exons: 6
Coding region: 173-3832 (1219 amino acids)
Biological process (GO): retrograde vesicle-mediated transport, Golgi to endoplasmic reticulum; intracellular protein transport; intra-Golgi vesicle-mediated transport
Cellular component (GO): COPI vesicle coat
Molecular function (GO): structural molecule activity; protein binding
Source: RefSeq, a predicted model, not a curated record
ACACAAACACCCCCCCCUCGACUCGAUCCUGAACUCCUCCGACCUGCUGUCUGCCAUCUGCGUCGAACGCCCUCUCCCAUAGAGGUCGUAUAUCCUUGGACACCCGCGCACCCGAGAACCCUGCAUCCUUCAUGCGCGGAGCGUGAGCUUCUCGUAUCUCGCAGCGGUCAAGAUGGCAUCCUCCUCCACGAACAUGCUGACCAAGUUCGAGUCCAAAUCCUCGAGAGCGAAAGGCAUUGCUUUCCAUCCUAAAAGACCGUGGAUUCUGGUCUCCCUGCACUCCUCAACUAUCCAACUAUGGGAUUAUCGUAUGGGAACCUUGAUUGACCGAUUCGAGGAACACGAUGGACCGGUUAGAGGAAUUGACUUUCACAAGACGCAGCCCCUCUUCGUCUCUGGUGGAGAUGACUACAAGAUUAAGGUCUGGUCAUAUCAGACUCGCAGAUGUCUCUUUACCUUGAAUGGUCAUUUGGAUUAUGUUCGGACUGUCUUCUUCCACCACGAGCUUCCCUGGAUCAUUUCGAGUUCGGAUGAUCAGACUAUCAGAAUAUGGAAUUGGCAGAACAGAUCCUUAAUCUGCACUAUGACCGGUCACAAUCACUACACCAUGUGCGCGCAGUUCCAUCCAAAAGAAGAUUUGGUAGUUUCAGCCUCACUGGAUCAGUCUGUUCGUGUCUGGGAUAUUUCAGGCCUCCGAAAGAAGCAUUCUGCUCCCACAUCUAUGACCUUCGAAGACCAAAUGUCUCGCGGAAAUCAGAAUCAAGCCGAUAUGUUUGGAAAUACAGAUGCUGUGGUCAAAUUUGUGUUGGAAGGUCAUGACCGGGGUGUGAACUGGGUAGCUUUCCAUCCCACACUACCCCUAAUCGUAUCCGCUGGAGACGAUCGACUUGUCAAAUUGUGGAGAAUGAGCGAGACAAAGGCUUGGGAAGUCGAUACGUGCCGGGGUCAUUUCCAGAAUGCGUCAGGAUGCUUAUUCCACCCCCACCAAGAUUUAAUAUUGUCUGUUGGUGAGGAUAAGACCAUCCGGGUCUGGGAUCUGAACAAGCGAACUUCAGUCCAGUCCUUCAAACGAGAAAAUGAUCGCUUUUGGGUUAUUGCAGCUCAUCCAGAGAUCAAUCUUUUUGCCGCUGGACAUGACAAUGGUGUUAUGGUCUUCAAGCUUGAGAGGGAACGACCCGCGUCUGCUUUCUAUCAGAACAAUCUCUUUUUCAUCACUAAGGACAAGCAUGUCCGGUCUUAUGACUUCCAGAAGAACGUUGAGAGUCCAACUCUGUUGACCUUGAAAAAGCUCGGUAGCCCCUGGGUUCCUCCGCGAUCACUGUCUUACAACCCAGCCGAGCGCGCUAUUCUGGUCACUUCACCCGCGGAUGGUGGCUCUUACGAGCUCAUCCACCUUCCUCGGGAGGGCUCUGGAUCAAUAGACCCCACAGACACGAAACGUGGCCAGGGCAAUUCAGCCGUAUUCGUGGCACGCAACCGAUUCGCAGUUUUCAACGCAGCUGGUCAACAGAUUGAUAUCAAGGAUCUCUCGAACUCAACCACAAAGACCAUCAAGCCUCCCGCAGGUACUACUGAUAUCUAUUUUGGUGGAACCGGCAAUCUUCUUCUAAUCACCCCUACUGCUGUGCAUUUAUACGAUAUCCAACAAAAGAAAAGUACUGCAGAACUUGCUGUCACUGGAGUAAAAUAUGUCGUAUGGUCAAAUGACGGAUUAUACGCCGCGCUGCUGAGCAAGCACAAUGUCACGAUUGUCACGAAAACCUUAGAGCAGGUCAGCACACUUCACGAGACGAUUCGAAUCAAGAGUGCGACUUGGGACGAUGCCGGCGUCCUUCUCUACUCUACCCUCAACCACAUCAAAUAUACUCUUCUUAAUGGCGACAAUGGCAUUGUUCGGACUCUUGACCAGACUGUUUACCUCGUACGAGUAAAAGCGCGCAGCGUUUACUGCCUCGGUCGAAACGCAAAGCCGAAGAUCUUGAAUAUUGACCCGACUGAGUACCGCUUCAAACUGGCACUCGUCAAGCGCAACUACGAGGAAAUGUUACAGAUUAUCAAGACCUCGAGUCUGGUUGGUCAGAGUAUCAUCUCUUACUUGCAGAAGAAGGGAUACCCGGAGAUUGCUUUGCAAUUUGUCCAAGAUCCAACAACGCGUUUCGAGUUGGCCAUUGAGUGUGGUAACUUGGAGGUUGCAGUAGAGAUGGCAAAACAGCUUGAUAAACCGAAGCUUUGGUCAAGAUUGUCAACAGAGGCUCUUGCACAUGGCAAUCACCAGAUUGUCGAGAUGACUUACCAAAAGUUGAGGCAGUUCGAUAAAUUGUCAUUCUUGUACCUGACUACAGGUGAUGAAGGGAAACUCGCACGAAUGGCCAAGAUCGCCGAACAUCGUGGAGACUUCACUGCACGUUUCCAAAAUGCUUUAUAUCUCGGAGAUGUAACUGACAGGAUACAAAUGUUCAAAGAGAUCGAUCUCUACCCUCUCGCUUACAUGACUGCAAAAUCUAACGGUCUUACGGAAGAGUGUGAAUCAAUUUUGGAGGCCACUGGGCUCACUGAAGAACAAAUCACACUCCCGACUCUCGGCUCCCCCCUUACUCCACCAAAGCCUAUCGUAGCGACGUUCAAGGCAAACUGGCCCACCAAGGCUACAUCCCAAUCGUUCUUCGAGAAAGCAUUACUUGGGCAGGUUGAGGGUCUGUCGUUAGAAGAUGAGCCCGCAGCAACCUCCAACGGUUUUGGUCUUGAUGAGGCUGGAGAGGAAGAGCGAAACGGCCAUCUUAUCGAGGCAGAUGACGACGAGGAUGUUGCUGGCUGGGAUAUGGGUGAUGAUAUCGUACCAGAAGUCGAAAGUGAUUUCGUCAAUGUUGAUAGCGCCGAGGCGGGUGCAGGAAGCAGCGAAGCAGACCUCUGGGCCCGCAACUCACCGAUUGCAGCUGAUCACGUGGCCGGAGGCUCCUUUGAAACCGCCAUGCAAUUACUGAACAGACAACUAGGUGCUGUCAACUUCGCCCCGCUGAAGCCACGCUUUUUGGAGAUUUACCAAGCCUCUAAGACAUAUCUUCCUGCAUCUGCCGGCCUUCCACCGCUGGUCAACUAUGUCCGCCGAACGGUCGAUGAGACCGACCCUCGAAAGGUUCUGCCCAUCAUCCCUCGUGACAUAGAAACUUUGGCCACUGGAGAUUUACAAAGAGGCUACGAUGCCAUGCGUACCAACAAGCUUGAGGAUGGUUCACGAAUCUUCAAGGGAAUUCUACACGCUCUCCUCGUGAACGCCGUUUCAACCGCUUCAGAAGUAGAUGAGGCAAAGAAGCUGAUCACAACUGCCUCCGAGUACACCCUCGCGAUGGCAAUCGAACUUACGCGACGAAAUCUUGGUACAGCUGAAGAAGUAGCUAAAUCCCCAGAGAAGCUGAAGCGAUCGCUCGAACUCUCGGCGUACUUCACGAUUCCCAAGUUAGAAGUGGCGCAUAGACAGUUGGCUCUGGCGAGUGCGAUGAGAGCGGCGUUCAUGAACAAGAAUUACAAUUCUGCCUUGAGUUUCGCAAACAGGAUGCUGGCCAAUGGUGGAAGUCCUAAAAUUCUUGAUAAUGCACGCAAAACCAAAGCUCAAUGCGAGCGCAACCCUAAUGAUACCCACGAAAUCGAAUUUGACCAGUUUGCAGAUUUCGACAUCUGCGCAGCGUCAUAUACGCCAAUCUACUCUGGUUCCGCAUUCGAAGUAUGUGCAUUCGAUGGAAGCAAGUACCAACCCAAGUACAAGGGGACUGUAUGUACUGUUUGUGAGGUCUGCGAAGUGGGACGGAACGGUAGUGGAUUGAAGCUUGUCGCAUGA